Mangifera indica (mango) is the source of this 1728-nucleotide messenger RNA. Its product is annotated as E3 ubiquitin-protein ligase RNF181-like. The record is from RefSeq and is a predicted model, not a curated record. Gene Ontology annotation, molecular function: ubiquitin protein ligase activity. The transcript is spliced from 2 exons. Gene Ontology annotation, cellular component: cytoplasm. Gene Ontology annotation, biological process: protein ubiquitination. NCBI's taxonomy places the organism in Eukaryota, Viridiplantae, Streptophyta, Magnoliopsida, Sapindales, Anacardiaceae. Bases 105 to 599 code for a protein of 164 amino acids.
AAUGACAAUGGGCACCACCAAACGAAGCAAAACAAAAACUAAAAGAUACACGAACCCACCCCCCACAUGGCCAUUCUCCAUUCUUCAACAAGAGACUCGUCAAAAUGUCAUCCACCGCCUCCGCCACCACCACCGCCACCGACAGAGUCACUUGUUGGUGUCACCAAUGUGAUAUGAGCGUCAGUCUCGUCUUUUCCUCCAGCUCCACCAUCUCUUCUUCUCCUACAAUCUCACUCCCCUGCCCCCACUGCCACUCCCUCUCUCUCGAACACAUGGAUGCCCCUCCAGAUCUUAUCUCCAAUUCCCAUUUCGACUUCCUUUUUGCUGAUUACGAUUUCGAUUGCUACGAUGAUGGUACUGGUGAUAAUGCAUCCAAUUCAGUCACCAAUGCUUGGCAAUCAUCAAUUUCGAAUCUGGUAAUAUCUGAAUCUUUGUCAGGAGAGUUGUGUGUUAUUUGUAAAGAUGAGUUCUUUGUUGAUUCAGAAGUCAAUCAACUUCCUUGCAAACACCUUUACCAUCCUCACUGCAUCCUCCCUUGGCUUUCCCAUCAUUCCUCCUGCCCUCUCUGCAGAUUCCAGUUAAUUUCAGGCAAUGAAUAAUCAACUUUCACUCAUAAAUCAAGUUUGAAUCUGCAUUGGAUGAUAAUCCUGUUAAAAUAAGCUGUGAUUCUGUUGGGAAUUGUUCUCCUGUUUUCGAUUAUCAAUUGUAAACUAAUAUCUACCCUCCUGGUAUUUUGUAUGCUUAAAAUAAGAAAACUUGUUCAACUCAAAAAGGUAGCUUUUUUCUGUCAAUUAUUUAGAAUCCUCAACCAUUCGGGUUCACAAAUGCCCAUCUUUAAAUUAAAUCUAAUUUUCAGGAACCAUCCGUUGUAGAUACGUACUUUCAAGUCAGUUUGGUCUGUGAUAAGAAUAAAGUAAGGUGAUGUGGCGCCACAUCCUCCAAGAAUCUGAAAGACGAAUUUGUUCUGUUCAAGUAAUUAUCUUUUAAAGGAACUUUAACUACAUCAUGCUCACCGACUUUUUCAGCACGUAAAUUAAACAAAAACAUUCUUGUUCACAAGUAGAGCAUUCAAUUAUUUAACCGACUUUCAGGCAAAAGCAACCCAAGUCAAAGGCAACCCAGUCCUCCAUAUAGAAACUUCAAAGAAAGAAGUUAAUACACGUAAAGUGGAUAUGGUGGAAAUUUCUUUGUUCCAAGUUUAGGUCAACACGUCAAAUAUGAUCGGCUUCUUUUCCAUAUCUCUAUAUAAGCGUAGUUUGCAUAUGGAUCUUGUAAUAUCAAAACGGGUUAUCUCUUUUUAUCAGCCAAGAUGAUGAUUGAAGGUGGGUUACAGGAUAUUUUGAUCAAGGUGUUGAUGUUUGCUGUUGUUCAAGCUCUGGUUUAUCUCAUCCUUUCUAAAUCGUCAAACAUCUUCUCCAAAUCCAAGUACAAGAGAUCGCAUAGUUUCAAACCAGCUCGAUCCGUUAGUAUUCGAAGGAUGAUGGCUGCUCUCCAAGACUUGCCUGCAGGUGGAGAGCCAUCACCGACUACUACAAAUCAAGAUCAUCCAACUGCGUCUUAAUAGUUAUUUAGGAGGCUUGCAUACACAGAUAUUAGAGAUUGGCGUGCUUGUUAAUUUAUAUAUAUAUGUAAAUCUAAGCGAGUUUUCGGUUGCUUGUACUCAAUGUGAAAUCAGAUCAUUCUUGUAAGUUAAUUAUUUACACAGAAAUUAUAAUAUUUGUUGUGAUA